AUGCCUCCGAGGAAACGCGUUCGAAAAAGCUCUCCUCCCGCCCCAUCAUCUCAACCUUCGGAUCGCCAGCCGGACGACCAAAGCCAGCCACACGUAGAUGACGACAAAGAUGCCAAAGAUGAGCAAAUUCUAGCUUCUAGCAGUCAGAAGACGGAGAGCAGUUUUGACGGUGCCGAGUCAAUCGACACAGCUAUCAUCGACGAAGAAGAGGGUUUCGAUGAUGUCAUUGGUGACAAAUCCGAGGCCACGGGAGGUCCAAAUGCGGGCCCAAGUGGCCGGCAGAGUUACAAUUACGGUGCCGGGGGAUACAAUGCGCUUAAGUCUUUCCAUGGGCAAGUCUAUUCGGGAAUGGCCAUCGGCGGGUCUCAUACGUGGAACUACGACCAAGGGGUAUGGAAAGAGACCAAGGUAGAGCCUGACCUGUGGAAGAUUGACUAUCAGACGACCAAGAGGAGGGCACGCAGAGCCCCGGCUGGAAGUGGUGCUCCGAUUGGCACCGAAUAUCACUGGCUUAUUGUGGCUCAUCAGAAUGUUAAGAAGGUCGAUGCCAACACGUACGAGACUCAUCUCACAGGUUCCAAGUACAAGCUGGCCCACAAGUUGUCGUCUUCCAACACCUGGUCUGUCCCAACGGUCAAGGGUCAGCGACAGCGUGAGAUUGACCUGUUGGAUGACGCGAAGAGGCGCGUACAAGGGCUGCCGCCAGUUCUAGCGAGCGAGAAGGUCAAGGUUGAGAAGACAGAAAAGGGCCAGCAGAAGCUCGACGCACUUUUCAAAAAGUCGAGUGCUGCUCACGGGACGAAAAGGAAGAACGAUGCUGUCGGUGACUGA
Molecule: messenger RNA, 831 nt
Organism: Scedosporium apiospermum
Lineage: Eukaryota; Fungi; Ascomycota; Sordariomycetes; Microascales; Microascaceae
Exons: 2
Coding region: 1-831 (276 amino acids)
Source: RefSeq, a predicted model, not a curated record